Messenger RNA from Thunnus maccoyii (southern bluefin tuna), 1759 nucleotides. Its product is annotated as interferon-induced protein 44-like. The transcript has 10 exons. Lineage: Eukaryota; Metazoa; Chordata; Actinopteri; Scombriformes; Scombridae. The record is from RefSeq and is a predicted model, not a curated record. Bases 263 to 1315 code for a protein of 350 amino acids.
GAAAUGUGCUGUACAAAUAAACUUGCCUUGCCUUGCUUUGCCUUCUGCUGCACUGUGCACUUUGUACUGUAUGUUUGAGCAGCACAUGUUCAUGUCCAGACAGAAACAGAGGUGGGUGGAGGGAUGAAAGUGAAAGUAACAGACUGGUGGAUUUCAGUCACAUGAUUCAUGAACCAAACUGAUAAAGGUGAGAGGAAACUGUGGGUAAAGAGUCAGUAACCUGUUGGCUCCACUGCUGCAGAACUACGACAGCAGAAGAAGAAUGAUCGAUCAAUGCAUAUUUUGGGCACUUCUUCUGUUUCCUCAUGUUCAUGGAUCUGAGCCGCCGCCUUCUCCCACUCUCAGUGAACCAUGGAGACAAAUAUCUUGGGGAGACAAAGAGACAGAUCUGCAGUAUGUGCAGAGUUACACGCCUGUAAACACUAACAAGGAAAUCAAACACCUCCGAGUUCUGCUGUACGGGCCGGUUGGAGCUGGAAAAUCCAGCUUCAUCAACUCUGUCAGCAACAUUGUACGACGCAGAAUGACCCAUCUAGCUACACCCAGUGCUUUCUUCUCUGAGAGGAGUUUCACCACAACAUAUGAAACUCAUAAAAUCAGAAGAGGAACCUCAAACAGCUUCUACCCGAUCGUCUUCAAUGACAUCAUGGGUCUGGAGGAGGGGACGGGACAAGGCGUCCAAGCUGAAGACAUCAAACUGGCCAUGAUGGGAUGUGUGAAGGAGGGUUACAAGUUCAACCCAGUAUCUGCACUGUCAGAGAGCGAUCCAGGAUACAACCCGUCCCCCUCUCCAGAUGAUCAAGUCCAUGUUCUGGUUUGCAUCCUCUCUGCUAACACAGCAGAGAUUAAAGAGUCAGUUUUACAGAAGAUGAGGGGCGUCAGAGAGGCAGCCAGAGACCUGGGGAUUCCUCAGAUGAUGAUGAUCACAAAGAUCGAUGAGGCCUGUGCUGAAACUGACAAGAAUCUGAGGAAUGUUUAUAAGAGCAAAUACCUGAAGAAAAAGAUGAAAGAUUUCAGCUCAGCAGUCGGCAUCCCGAUGAACUACAUCUUUCCUAUGAGGAACUACAGAGAUGAAAUCGACCUCAACGAUGAUGUGGACACUCUGAUCCUCAGCGCUCUGAGACACAUGAUCAACUUUGGAGACGACUUCAUCGACAAAAUGAAUUCCUCAGAUCACCAGUACCACGAGGAGCGGUGGUGGAAUUUGAUAUGGGAUUGGAUAUGGAAUUGCAUACACGGUUGUAUACGGUCGUUUGGUAUCUUGAUGACUCUGCUUUUGGGGUUCGGUAUCUUGAUCAUGAUGAGAUCUCAUUGAUGACAUUUCAGGUGUUUCACUUUCCAUUAGAUAAAGGGGUUCAGUUCAUCUGGAUAAAUGCUGGUUUGUUUACAACCUGUCUGAUCUUGUUUCUCUGUUGGACCUUUUUUAACAAUGUUUGCUGCAUUCCCAGAACUCAGGAAUGAACUUGGUGAGUGCAGCAUUGUUAUCACCUCUGGACUGAGAUAAGGAAGUUCAAUCCAAACUGUAGUUUUCCUUUAAGCUAUUAGCUGUUAGCUUGUUGCUAUGGUAACCUGUGCUUUAACAUGGCAGUGCUUAAACUGUUGAUCAGAGCUACAUUUGAAGUGUCCACAUAUGAUUCUAACAGACACCUUCCAGCCAAUCAGAGAGCAGGAAUUCCUGUGGUCACGGUAUAAAUAUGAAGACGUAACUGUGAAGUAUCACUUUAAACAGACGUUUUAGGUCUUUCUCUUUUAUUUUUAU